Molecule: messenger RNA, 359 nt
Organism: Panicum virgatum (switchgrass)
Lineage: Eukaryota; Viridiplantae; Streptophyta; Magnoliopsida; Poales; Poaceae
Product: ubiquitin-like protein 5
Exons: 1
Coding region: 1-234 (77 amino acids)
Biological process (GO): protein modification process; mRNA splicing, via spliceosome
Cellular component (GO): nucleus; cytoplasm
Molecular function (GO): protein binding; protein tag activity
Source: RefSeq, a predicted model, not a curated record
AUGAUCAAGGUGGUGCUGAACGACCGGCUGGGGAAGAAGGUUCGUGUCAAGUGCAACGAGGACGACACGAUCAGCGACCUAAAGCGGCUGGUGGCGGCGCUGGUGGCGGCGCAGACGGGGACGCGCGCCGACAAGAUCCGGAUCCAAAAGUGGUACACCAUCUACAACGACCACAUCACCCUCGCCGACUACGAGAUCCACGACGGCAUGGGCCUCGAGCUCUACUACAACUAGCAGUGGUAGUGGUAGUACUAACAUAAUAGCAUGGCAGCCAUCUCCUCGAUCAGGUGUAUUAGGGAUCACCGGGUCGUCGUCCUCAUAAUUUUUUUAUGUACGCGGAUCAUGUGAUGUGGUAUAUU